CUCGUCCUCUCCUCCUCUCCUCCUCUCCUCCUGUUGUUUUCUUUCAGGAGCCAAUCAAAGCGCGGCAGUUACCUGCGCUGCUCUACCUGCGCGGCCAGGUGAGAGGAGAGGUGCGCGCUGCCGCUCGCUGCCGCCGCUCCAGGUGUUGGAUGGAUGCGAAGGAGGUGCGGGACGGGCGGUGUGAACUGACGGCAGGCCGGGCAGGAGGAGGUCUGUCCCCGCGUCCUGCCGCCGCCGCUCCCCGCUCUGAGCUGCCGGUUUCUCCGCUCGGCUCACAAAGUGCAGAAACGCGCAGCAGCUGAAGGCGAAUAUGAAAGUAACUGGAGAUGAAAAUUAAGAUUAGAGCAGCUUUCAAAUGAUCCUGCAGGCUUCCGUCUCGAUGUCGUAGCGCGUCUCAGAGGCGGCAGGUCCGUUUAAAGACGUCUGAUCAAACAUGUCUGACAAAAAGUCUGCUUUUAUUGACCUUCACACACAGAUUACACAACUGCAGGCCUGAAUGUUCACCACAGCUUAUAUAAGCGCACAUUUCCCGGCGGAUUCUGUCACUGAUCAUUUCCUGAUCACAGGUAUCGAUGAGUGGUCGAUGACCGAUGAGGCCUGUGUUUGAGGAAACAGAACCAAGAAAAGUUUAGUAUUUAACAUCAGAAAGUUGUUUUGUUCUGUGUGUGUGUGUGUGUGUGUGUGUGUGUGUCCGCCCUCCUCCUCCUCCUCCUCCUCCUCUGUCACACCAGCAGAGUCGCUCCGCACAUCAGAGAUCAGGCGGACGGGGACGCGGGGCGGCGGGUGCGCUCGGUGCACGCUCUCCAACAAAACAAACAAACUAAAAAACAAAAAAGAAAGUGUGGGGACUUUUGCUCAUCUGACUUUUAUUUUUGCUAAAGUUGUCCAAAGUGCUGAGCAGAGGAUCUGCUUCUGGAUUUACUUUGUGUGUGCUGGUUGUCAGGGAGCGGGGAGGAGCAGCGGAGCGGAGCAGGAGCCCAUGCGGACUGGACUGACUUAUCAAUGAAGCAGGAGAUCAUGGCGGAGGGUCCCCGCUGCAAGAGGCGAAAACAGGCCAACCCCCGGAGGAAGAACGUGCUGAACUAUGACAAUGUGGUGGAGACGAGUUCAGAGACAGACGAGGACAACAGCCUCACUAAUGGAGGAGGAGGAGGAGGAGGAGGGGAGGAUGAAGAGCUGGGCAGUCCAGCCGGUGUGCCCACGCUGGAGGCGUCACCCCGGGUGGCCUACGCCCUGCUGUCCUCAGAGGGCUCAGAUGGCCGAGAGGGACUCCAGAACCACCAUGGCUGGAGACCAGGAGACGACACCGGCGGACACUUGAACGGCGCAGAUGACAGGAAGGACGAGUAUGAACCUCUGGGUCCGGAGGCGUCUCUGCACGCUGUGGGAAACGGUACAGUGAAGCAUCUGGAAGGCGUCCCUGAGCUCAAAGAGUACUUCCUGAAACGCAAACUGGAGGAAGGCGACGGUCACCCGGCAACCAUCGCCGAGUACCUGCAGCGCAGUGACACUGCCAUCAUUUACCCAGAAGCCCCGGAGGAGGUGACGCGACUGGGCACGCCAGAGGCCAUCGGACAGGAGGAGAGCGAGCACGACCUGUUGUCCGGCACCCCUGACGACUUUGCCCAGCUGCUCACCUGUCCAUACUGCGACCGCGGCUACAAGCGCCUGACAUCUCUGAAGGAACACAUCAAAUAUCGGCACGAGAGGAUCGAGGAGAGCUUCGCCUGCCCGCUGUGCGCCGACACCUUCAGCAAUCGCACGCAGCUGGAGCGUCACAUGACCACGCACAAACCCACCAGAGAGCAGAUGAUGAACAGAAGAGGUCCAAGAAUGGAGCCUUGGGGAACUCCUCAAGUCAUUUUUGUUCACUUAGAUGAGCAACAAUCAACACAAACAACCAUUCCACCGCCGCUGCUGAACGAAGGUGCUGGAAACCGCAAGUUCAAGUGCAGCGAAUGUGGAAAAGCCUUCAAAUACAAACAUCACCUGAAGGAGCAUCUUCGUAUUCACAGUGGUGAGAAGCCAUAUGAGUGCUCCAACUGUAAAAAGCGGUUCUCCCACUCUGGCUCCUACAGCUCCCACAUCAGCAGCAAGAAAUGCAUUGGCCUGAUUGCUGUCAACGGACGGGUGCGCAACGGAAACAGCGGCAAGUCUGGCUCCUCCCCCAACUCCGCAACAUCAUCGCCUGGAAGCCCUGCCCUCACCCAGCUUCGCCACAAACUGGAAAAUGGACGACCGCUCGGCCCUCCGGACCAGCAGGGUCAGCUCGACAUCAAAGCCGAGCCAAUGGACUUCAACGAGUACCGGCUGCUGAUGGCCUCUCAGCAUGGGUUUGGGGCGGCGGGGGUCUACCUGAAUGGACGUGGCGGAAGCCCAUUGGGCAUUCACAGCUCCUCCCAGAGUCCCCAUCAACACCUGGGAGGCAUGGGGCUUGACCUCCCCCUGUUGAACUACACAGGGCCUUUCGGGAACAACCUCAGUGAGGUUCAGAAGGUGCUUCAGAUUGUGGACAACACGGUGUGCAGGCAAAAAAUGGAUGGGAACCCAGAGGAGAUCUCCAAGCUCAGGGCCUACAUGAAGGAGCUGGGGGCCCAGAUGGAGGAGCAGAGGCAGUCCAACUUACAGACUGUGGGCCACGGCAACCCCACAAAGAGAAUCAUUGACUAUACACUGGAGAAGGUCAACGAAGCCAAAAGUCUGAUUGAUGACUCCAAGAGACAAGUGGACGUCAAAAAGGAGAAGCCAAACCACUCAAGUGAUCCCAGCAGUGAGGAGAAAUCCCAGGAUGGCCAGAAUCAGUUUCUGUCAUUCUCCUGCCAGUACUGCAAGGAGACAUUUCCCGGGCCCAUCCCUCUGCAUCAACACGAGCGCUACCUGUGCAAAAUGAACGAGGAGAUCAAAGCAGUCCUGCAACCGACCGAGAGCAGUCCCGACAGCCGCAGGGGGGCUGAGCUGUCCAGUAACGAGCGGGCCACCAGCCCCAUCAACCACUUCAAGGACCAUGUGUCUGUGCUCAAAGCCUACUUUGCCAUGAACACUGAGCCCAACUCAGAGGAACUGCUCAAGAUCUCAAUUGCUGUAGGCCUUCCUCAAGAGUUUGUCAAGGAAUGGUUUGCUCAGUGGAAGACCCAAAAGCUCCAUGGAGGCAGUCUGAGGAAAAAAUCACCCCCUCCAGAACAUAGUGGACUGGACAUCAACCACAGUUUGAGCCGGUCACCGAUGUCGCUUCCUGCUGUAGAUUUACAUGGAGGCUUAACUAAUGAUGAUGCUUCCCACAGAUUCACAAAGGCCAACCAGUUUACAGCCAACAGGCAGACAACAGGGGGCAAACCACUAGACCCCUUGGACCACUUGAGGAGCAACACUCCGUCACCUCUCAACCUAUCUUCUACGUCCUCCAAAAACUCUCAGAGUAGCUCUUACACUCCAAACAGCCUAGUUUCUGAGGAUGCACAUGGGGAUAUACCACUGGAUCUGUCCCUGCCCAAACACAUGGUGCAGAAGCUUAUCUCUGCAGUAGAGAAGCGACCGAGGCCCAACGGUUUCAUCACUGAACAUAAUGGCGAGGCUCAUGGACGAGAACAAUCUGGACCCUUAGAUCUCGUCAACAUCAAGAAGGAAGUCCUGGCCUCUGAUGGUGGAGGGAACACCAUCCACCAGCUGGAGAAAAGCACCAGUCCCAUCUUUGGGAUUAAUCCCUUUGCUGGUGGUCCUGUCUACACCUCUCUGCCACCUCACGGAGCGUUUCCUCCACCCACCUUCAUGUCUCCUGCCCAGGCCACCAUUCCAGGCCUCAGGCCCUACCCAGGCCUCGACCCCAUGAGCUUCCUGCCCCACAUGGCCUACACUUACGCCACAGGGGCAGCCACAUUUGCAGAAAUACAACAGAGGAGAAAAUACCAACGGAAAGCAGGUUUCCAGGGGGAGCUGCUGGACGGGACGGCGGACUAUCUGUCAGGCCUGGACGACCUGACAGACAGCGAUUCGCUGCUCUCCAGGAAGAAGAUUAAGAAGACUGAAAGUGGUAUGUACGCGUGUGACUUGUGCGACAAAACAUUCCAGAAGACCAGUUCCCUCCUAAGACACAAAUAUGAGCACACAGGGAAGCGUCCUCACCAGUGUCAGAUCUGUAAGAAGGCCUUCAAACACAAACAUCAUCUCAUCGAACACUCGCGCCUGCACUCCGGAGAGAAACCCUACCAGUGUGACAAGUGCGGGAAGCGCUUCUCUCACUCGGGCUCGUACUCGCAGCACAUGAACCACCGAUACUCCUACUGCAAGAGGGAGGCGGAGGAGCGCGAGGCGGCCGAGAGGGAGGCCAGGGAGAAGGGAGGAGAAGGAGGCGUGGAACCCACAGAGCUGCUGAUGAGGACGGCCUACCUGCAGGGGCUUGGGCCGCUCGGGUACUCGGACCCCGAGGACCAGCAGGAGGACGGUGGUGGUGGUAUGAUCCUGAGGGACGGCAGCGAGGGAAGAGGAUGGGAAGAAAGGGAAGUGGACAAAAUGACGUACGAGGAAGUGACAGACAGACAGGAGGCAAGUUUCAGGGAAGGAGAGGAGGAAGAGGAGGAGGAGGACGACGAAUGCAACAACAAGCGCCAGAUGGACUCAACGAGGGACAACAAGGUCAAAGACAUGACACCGCUUAUGGAUGAGAGUUCACGAGAAGGGAAGACAGACGGCAAGUCAGAGCAGGACAACUGAUCCAGAAAACUGACUUUACAAAGCUUUCAAACCUUUGUCACGUUGGCUCGAUUCAGAAAGAAGAUCCUUUUGUUUUAAGGGACUGUAAACAAAUUAUUAGGGGUGGAAACAAAUUCAAAGUUUUAUUUUUGCUGCACAAGUUUAUUUUAUUUCACCUUUUCCAUGUAAGAUACACAUAAGUCUAUCUUAAAGGUGUGUUCUGCCUGACAACAGUCCUGCUGUCUGCGUCAGGACUUUAUUUAUCCAACUCUCCGAUUAUUAGUUGAAUUGUCAGAUUGUCCUACUUUGAGUUAAUUUUGCAUCAUAACAGAAAGUACAGUAAAGAAAAAUCUGGGCUGAUUUUUUUUCUCAAAACAGAUUAUUCAGUCUUUGACACAUUAUAAAAAUUUUUAUUGUGACAUUUAUAGCCCGAAUAUUUUGAACAGAAAACAUUUAAUGUCUAAAACAACAUCUCGUGCUUGUCAGCUCACUGAUCUGUGAAGCUGUUGCUCACCAUGACUGAACUUGGCUGGAAGCUGCACUGCUACCAUUAGCUAGCGUGCUAGACAGCCUUCCUGUCAAUGUUAAUAGCAUAGCUCAUGCUAACGUUUGUUUGUCUGUAAAUUCUGGUUUCUAGCUGCUAGUUGCUGAACAGUUUUAAUGCUAACCAUGCUGCUAACUGGGUUUGUCUCUGUGUACUUUAGCAGACACAAAGAUAUCAGUGAUGGCUAAUACUAGUUAGCUCAGAGCGCUUCAUUUUCCUUUUUUGCUUACCUUUUAUUUUACACACCAGUGAACAAAAAGUUGGAAAACAGAGAAAAGCUCCACAAACUGUUGUGACUGAUUAGCAUCAGCAUGUUCCCAGGUGACUAGCAGCUUAGCGGAGAUAUUUACAGAUAAUGUAAUUCAUCAACUAGCCCAGUGCUCUUUGAGUCAUCAAAUUACUGUCUCAUGUUGAGAGAAGGGUUAUCUGAAAAUACAUCUGGUCAAGGAAACCCUAAAAGAUUAUGGCUGUGUGAUUUUUCUUUUCCAAAAAAAAGGGAAAACUCCAACUUGUUCUACUAAUCAAUGUGAAAUGAAACACAGCGUUUACAUUAAUAAUACUGGAGAGGGAGGGAGGGCCUGUUUCCCUUCCACACCCCAAAUAAUUUUGGUACAGUCCCCAACCAGAGAUGCAACUCAGUGACGGCCGACAUCCAUGUCAUGAAGCUGGGUGGGAUUGUUUAAAAAUCCACAUUAUGCAAAAAAUAAAAUAAAAUGAAAGAAGAAUUCAUAAUGAUUAUCAUUAUAUUGAAAUGAAGUGAAGCUGUUUUUAAUGUACAGUAUUAAAAAGGCCUAAAAGCUGUGUGGUGCUAUAUUGUUCUUAACUUCCUGUGUCUCAUUGUGUUCGAAACCCCACAUCAGGAAAUUGCACUCGACUCCCUUAAUCAAUCACUACAAAAUAAAAAAAAAUUAAGAAAGAAGAAAAGAGGGGAAAAGCCUCGAACACACUUCCUGUCAGUGUUAUUGUUGUAAUUUUUUGUCUCAUUUUACUGUGACGUUUUUUUGUUUUGUUUUGUUUUUUUGAUGCUGUUUUAUUAUUUUUGCCAACUAACCACACGACUUUGGGCCUCCUUAUUUUUUGUUUUGUUGUUUCUUUAUGUUUAUGUGAAGGAACAUUUAAACCUGUGUGAUUUUGAAAAUGUCGAUGUGAGUCUUAAAAAGGAGAGGAGGGAGCAUAAUAUGAAAGGGCUCCGUUUUAAAAAGAUAAAAAUGAAAAAGGACAGAGCCUUUUUUUGUGUGUUCAUUUUUUUCUCCAGAGAAAGCCUUAUAUGCAAACCUUUUCACCUGUUCUGCAAAGUGCCAUCCCUGUACAGUGUACAUCACCUGUGUCCUCUGCUCUGCUUCACUACUCACAGUGAAUAUUUGUUUUUGAUUCGUCAGUAUUAGCUUAGAUAGACGGCAGAUAGUUUACAUAUGUUUGUGCAAUUUUCUGUAUCUUUUUGUUCCAUGACAGUAUUUUUGUCAGUAUUAUUUUUUUGUUUUUGUUGUUUUCCAACACAAAUUUAAUUUUUCAUUUUUAUUUGAGAAUUUACCAUUUUAUUUAUGUGACUCAUUUUAUAUUUCCUAAUUUUAUUUAUUUCAUACUGUAGUGUACAGUAUUAGAGUUCCUCACAAAUAGAUAUAUUUUAGUAAAAAUGAUUCUGUCAUUGACUAUUGGAGCAAAACUAUGAAUAGAGAGCAUUUAUGGUAUUUGGAAAAAUUCACUUGUUUUGUUUUUGUUUUUGUUUUGUUUCCUUUAAAACUACUGGAAAUUCUAAAUUUGGGGAACUUUUGAUACGAUGAUUAUUGUGAAAACACUGUAUUUUUGAGAGUAAUAAAAUCCACUUUAUUCAUCCCAUUGAAAAGGUGACAAAAGACUGAUGAUGAUCAUGAUAAUGAUGAAGGAAUUCCUAAAAUGUCUGAAGUAUUAUUAUUGAAUUUUUAAUUUCUCUUGGAGACAACCAUGCUUGAAUAAAUGUAGCCAAAUUAAAUUUUAAUAAAACUGUGUUAUUCUUCUUGUAA
Messenger RNA from Scatophagus argus, 7230 nucleotides. It is a transcript of the gene zeb2a, whose product is annotated as zinc finger E-box binding homeobox 2a. The transcript has 10 exons. NCBI's taxonomy places the organism in Eukaryota, Metazoa, Chordata, Actinopteri, Scatophagidae. The record is from RefSeq and is a predicted model, not a curated record. Gene Ontology annotation, biological process: regulation of transcription by RNA polymerase II; anatomical structure development. Gene Ontology annotation, molecular function: RNA polymerase II cis-regulatory region sequence-specific DNA binding; DNA-binding transcription factor activity, RNA polymerase II-specific. Bases 1003 to 4707 code for a protein of 1234 amino acids.